GCGGGGCCGCGGCGGGGCGGGCGGGCGCGCGGGCCCGCGGGGCGGCGCGUGGAUGGAUCCGCGCGUGGCCUGGAUCCAGCCCGAGCAGAAGGGGCCGGCCAAUGCCCUGUGGAUGCAGAUCUGGGAGACCUCGCAGGGCGUGGGCCGCGGCGGCUCGGGCUUCGCGUCCUACUUCUGCCUCAACUCGCCCGCGCUGGACACGGCGGCCGCGGCGGGGGCGGCGGGGCUGGGCGGCGGCGGCGGCCUGGCCGGGCCCGCGCUGCCCGCCGCGUCGCCCCCGUCGCCCGUGCCCGGCCCCACCGCACUGCCCCCCGCGUUGCUGACGGCGCUGGGGCCCGCGGCCGAGGGCGCCCGGCGCCUGCACAAGUCGCCGUCGCUGUCGUCGUCGUCGUCGUCCUCGUCCAACGCCGAGUCGGGCACCGAGAGCCCCGGCUGCUCGUCGUCGUCCUCGAGCAGCGCCUCGCUCGGCCGGGCGGGCGGCGGCCGCGGCGGCGGCGCCUUCUUCCACUUCGCCGACGGCCCGCCGAGCGCCCCGGGCGCGGCCAACGGGCACCCGGGGCCGCGCGGUCCCGCGCCCGCCGGCUCCCCGCCGCAGCACCAGUUCCACCCGGGCCGCCGGAAACGCGAGAACAAGGCCAGCACCUACGGCCUCAACUACCUGCUGUCGGGCAGCCGCGCGGCCGCACUGAGCGGAGGGGGCGGCCCCGGGCCCCAGGCGCCGCGGCCCGGCACGCCGUGGAAGAGCCGCGCGUACAGCCCGGGCAUCCAGGGACUUCAUGAGGAAAUAAUUGACUUUUAUAACUUCAUGUCCCCUUGUCCUGAAGAAGCAGCCAUGAGACGGGAGGUGGUGAAACGGAUCGAAACGGUGGUUAAGGACCUCUGGCCAGCAGCUGAUGUACAGAUAUUCGGCAGCUUUAGUACAGGCCUCUAUCUUCCCACGAGCGACAUCGACUUAGUGGUCUUUGGGAAAUGGGAGCGCCCUCCUCUGCAGCUGUUGGAGCAGGCCCUGCGGAAGCACAACGUGGCUGAGCCGUGCUCCAUCAAAGUCCUUGACAAAGCGACGGUACCGAUAAUAAAGCUCACAGACCAGGAGACUGAAGUUAAAGUCGACAUCAGCUUUAACAUGGAGACUGGGGUCCGGGCAGCGGAGCUCAUCAAGAAUUACAUGAAGAAAUAUUCAUUGCUGCCUUACUUGAUUUUAGUAUUGAAACAGUUCCUCCUGCAGAGGGACCUGAAUGAAGUUUUUACAGGUGGAAUUAGCUCAUACAGCCUAAUUUUAAUGGCCAUUAGCUUUCUACAGUUGCAUCCAAGAAUUGAUGCCCGGAGAGCUGAUGAAAACCUUGGAAUGCUUCUUGUAGAAUUUUUUGAACUCUACGGAAGAAAUUUUAAUUACUUGAAAACUGGUAUUAGAAUAAAAGAAGGAGGUGCCUAUAUCGCCAAAGAAGAGAUCAUGAAAGCCAUGACCAGUGGGUACAGACCAUCGAUGCUGUGCAUUGAGGACCCUCUGCUGCCAGGAAAUGACGUGGGCCGCAGUUCCUAUGGGGCCAUGCAGGUGAAGCAGGUGUUUGACUAUGCCUACAUUGUUCUCAGUCAUGCCGUGUCGCCCCUCGCGAGGUCCUAUCCAAACAGAGACUCGGAAAGCACUCUGGGAAGAAUCAUCAAGGUCACUCAGGAGGUGAUUGACUACCGGAGGUGGAUCAAGGAGAAGUGGGGCGGCAAGGCUCCCCCCGCGCCCGAGCCUGACGACAGAAUUAAGAUAAAGGAGCGAAUCAGCGCGUGUGACGGGGACCAGCCGCAGCGCCGGGACCCAGAGUCCGCCUACAGCCAGCGCCUGACCCUGUCUCUGCCCAGCCCCCAGCUGCUCUCGUCCGGCUCCUCCACCUCCUCCGUGUCCUCGCUGUCGGGAAGCGACAUUGAUUCCGACACGCCGCCCUGCGUGACGCCCAGCGUCUACCAGUUCAGCCUGCAGGCGCCCACCCCCCUGCUGGCCAGCCUGCCCACCGCCUUGCCGAUGACGAGCGGCAAAGCCCAGCCCGCCACCUCCAGGACGCUGGUCGUGACAACUAACACUCAGACCAGGUUCACGAUACCUCCACCGACCCUCGGGGUGGCCCCUGUCGCUUGCAGACAGGUUGGCGUCGAAGGAGCUCCAGCGUUGAAAGCCGUUCACCACAUGUCUUCCCCGGCCAUUCCGUCCGCGUCUCCCAACCCGCUCUCGAGUCCUCACCUGUAUCACAAGCAGCACAGUGGCAUGAAACUGUCCAUGAAAGGCUCGCACAGCCACGGCCAGGGCGGCACGUACGGCUCCGUGGGCAGCGGAGGCGUGCGGCCCCCUGUGGGCAACCGGGGCCACCACCAGUACAACCGCACCGGCUGGAGGAGGAAAAAACACACACACACGAGGGACAGCCUGCCUGUCAGUCUGAGCAGAUAAUGGCCCCGACGGCGCCUCCCGGCCCCUGCUCUCCGCAGACUCACGCCGGGCGGCCUCGCGCCCGGCCGGGAACUGAGACCAGCAUCCAGCACGUGGGCCGGGCCCCUCGGGGCGCCCGCCGCCGCUCACUCUGCAUGUUCCUCGUGUGGUGGUCGCGUCCAUCUUCAAGAACAGCUCCCUGUGCUCGUCUGUGAAGCCUUACUCGGCGCGGACGCUGUCCUCCGCCUGCCCGGGCGUCUCCCUCGGCGCCUGGGCGGGCCUGGACGGGGCCUGCAGGACACGACGUCGGCCUCGGCGCUCCUCGGCAGCGGGUCUGGCUCCCUCGCGGUGC
Messenger RNA from Acinonyx jubatus (cheetah), 2765 nucleotides. It is a transcript of the gene TENT4A, whose product is annotated as terminal nucleotidyltransferase 4A. Gene Ontology annotation, molecular function: poly(A) RNA polymerase activity; mRNA binding. The coding region runs from base 53 to 2434 and encodes 793 amino acids. The record is from RefSeq and is a predicted model, not a curated record. Gene Ontology annotation, cellular component: TRAMP complex; nucleolus. The transcript has 13 exons. Gene Ontology annotation, biological process: RNA 3'-end processing. Lineage: Eukaryota; Metazoa; Chordata; Mammalia; Carnivora; Felidae.